AUGUUCCAGAAUGAUCUUAAACUUGAGGCAUCUGUUCUUUUAUUGUAUUUUCUUAACAAACAAAACGUGCACCAUGAAGAAAAAAGAAAUAUAAAAAAUGCUAGAAAAUAUGAACAAGAAGAAGAAGAAGAAGAAGAUGAACAAAAAAUCUUUGGCGAAGUGAAGCAGCUGGAAGUCUCAUUUCUGAGAAUUCAUAGCACAUAUAAUAAAUAA
Molecule: messenger RNA, 213 nt
Organism: Clunio marinus
Lineage: Eukaryota; Metazoa; Arthropoda; Insecta; Diptera; Chironomidae
Source: the annotation of a GenBank genome assembly